AUGGCUGGUUUGGCCGCAAACUGCCGCCUAGUUACCACUGCCUGUGUUGGCACGAUCCUGGACUCCGGUGGGAGGCCGAUUGUGCCCACCCCUCGGAGGCGCGACGCCAAAUUUGAUGUUUCUCCCAUCGCAUCGUACGCCGCUGAGGCUGACUCGGCCGCUCACAAUCCACCCCGUUUCAGCACCAUUUCGAUCGCUUCGGUACCGUUCGCUCGUGCGUUUUCAGCAUCAAACUGCCUCCUUGCCAAUUCCAUUGGUUCGUUCAAAUGGUAUCCUGUUUUGUCUGCUGUUUUGGCUGCUGAAAGUACAGACAGACGAGGCGACAAAUGUCCACAUGGUCCCUCAAAAUGCCCGUCAGGGCAUAAAGCCAACUACCACAACCAGCCAGAAAAGGCCACUCCUCCACACUUUGACACACUUUGCUCCAAUCUAGUACAGUCCACUCUACUCCACUCUCAUCGAAUCAACUUGCUUCGCUUCGACUGUCUGCCGCUCCUCCUUUACCGCCUUGACUUCACGCCCGGUUCAAGUUUGCCCAGUCACGCUGGUUUAGGCUCAAUUGGCCUAUUGAUCCUUUCGUCUCAGUUGUGCUCCUCGUUUUUUCAUUUCCAUCGCCUCAUACAGGUCAAGGGUAGGCAUCCGCCUGAACGCUUAUUGGCCGGUGAAAGAAAGUGA
Messenger RNA from Protopolystoma xenopodis, 675 nucleotides. The record is from the annotation of a GenBank genome assembly. Lineage: Eukaryota; Metazoa; Platyhelminthes; Monogenea; Polystomatidea; Polystomatidae.